GGAGCAGAGCAAAAGAAAUGGCGGCUUCGACGGUUCCAUAAAAUUUUGCAGACGACAUCAUUUCAAGUUGCUGUUCUUGUGACCGUUGUUUAGCUACGAAUGCAACUUUGUGUUUGCGAAAGUUCAGAGCUUAUUGUAUAUUGCAAUACAUUUUGCGUCUUUUUUGAUAAAUAUCAAUGGAUAAAGAUAUUCACGCUGCCCCGGUAAAAGUUUACAAGAAAGCAGAGCUGCCCGACCACGUACAGCAGAAAUCGAAGUCGAAAACAUCAAAGAAAAAAAUUCUUUCAUCCUCUCAAGUGGGAACGGCAAGUCCGCCAGACCAACUUGCAGACACAUCAUCAUCGUCGUCAAACUCCUCAAUUGCCUUGACACCUCAAGCCGCUAAACGGAAGCAGCGGUUUGUCAAUUUGUACAGCAAAGAAGGGAGAGAACGCGACACGAUUCUGCUACCAGGGCGUCAUCCGUGUCAAUGCCAGGCAUCUCGUCAUGCACUCAUCAAUAACUGCCUCAAAUGCGGACGUAUUGUUUGCCAGCAAGAAGGAUCGGGGCCCUGCUUCACGUGUGGUGCGCUCGUGUGCACGCAGGAAGAAAAAGAUAUACUCUCACGAGACUCGAGGAAGAGCCAGCAGUUGAGGGAUAAACUGUUGAGUGAUGCAAACAACGAGAACUUCCUGAAGGCAGUAGCGCAUAAGAACAAGUUGCUGGAGUACAACCGUACCUCCGCUCAGCGGACGAAAGUGAUCGAUGACGACAGCGACUACUUCUCGACGGAGAACAUGUGGUUGACCCCCGAACAACGCGACCAGGUGCGGAGACGGGAGGCCGAGAUGAGGGCAGAGCGCGAGAAGUCACGACGGACGCAGCGCAUCACGUUCGACCUUGCGGGGCGCCGUGUCGUAACCGAGGAGGAGGAGGAAAGAAAUGUGCAGGCCAUGUUUGAGAACAUGUUUCUUCAAGAUGUCCACUCGCAGGGAGACCUCGAAGCUGUGCAUUUCGUCGAUCCAGCUAUCAGUAUUGAAGCACCGGAGUACAUAGACACCGGUGGCUUUCAAGGUCGUAAAUCGCGCUACGAGACGACCCAGGAGUCGCUGCUCACCAUGGGGCGGGACGGAGUACUCUUGGGGUCCCGGGUCCAGGACAGGAGUUUGAUGCAAAUGUCCGACGACGGAUUUGCGCUGAGCAUCCACCAGCCCUACGCUUCCCUCAUUGUGGCAAACAUCAAAAAGCACGAAGGGCGAUCGUGGUUUACGUCCUACAGGGGGCGCCUCUGGAUUCACGCGGGAGCACGUCAGCCAUCGCAGGAAGAUGUGACCGAGGUGUUGGAUUACUACAAGAGCGCAACUAAAGGACAAGACGUCAAAUUCCCGGAAGAGUAUCCCACAGGCUGUCUGCUCGGGUGCGUGGACCUGGUCGACUGCGUCCCCCAGGACGAGUACCGGGAACAGUUUCCUAUGGGCGAGUGCUUUUCUCCCUACGUCUUCAUCUGCGACAGCCCUCAAGAACUGAAGAUAAAAUUUCCGAUGAAGGGCAAACACAAGAUCUUCAAAAUAGAUACUAAACUCCACCAAGCAUCAACAAAGCUACUAUUAUGCCCGCAGCUCAUGAAGUGUCAGUGAGUGUCCCAGGUAUCUGUACAGUGUAUGCUGUUUAUAAAUAUACGGUUGUUGAGAAGC
Messenger RNA from Ornithodoros turicata, 1673 nucleotides. Its product is annotated as activating signal cointegrator 1-like. Gene Ontology annotation, cellular component: nucleus. Lineage: Eukaryota; Metazoa; Arthropoda; Arachnida; Ixodida; Argasidae. The transcript has 9 exons. Gene Ontology annotation, biological process: positive regulation of DNA-templated transcription. Gene Ontology annotation, molecular function: zinc ion binding; transcription coactivator activity. Bases 177 to 1616 code for a protein of 479 amino acids. The record is from RefSeq and is a predicted model, not a curated record.